This is a messenger RNA of Komagataella phaffii GS115, 2019 nucleotides long. RefSeq names its product acetate--CoA ligase. Gene Ontology annotation, molecular function: acetyl-CoA synthetase activity; AMP binding. NCBI's taxonomy places the organism in Eukaryota, Fungi, Ascomycota, Pichiomycetes, Pichiales, Pichiaceae. Gene Ontology annotation, cellular component: cytosol. The transcript has a single exon. The coding region runs from base 1 to 2019 and encodes 672 amino acids. The record is from RefSeq and is a predicted model, not a curated record.
AUGACUUUUCCAGAGCCAAGAGAACACAAAGUGGUGCACGAAGCCAACGGCGUAAGGGCUAUCAAAACCCCUCAAUCAUUUUAUGACAAGCAACCUGUUAAGUCAUUGGAGGCAUUGGAACAUUAUCAAGAGCUGUACCAGAAGUCCAUCGAGGACCCAGAGGAAUUCUUCGGCCAAAUGGCAAAGCAGUUUCUAGAUUGGGACAAAGACUUUGGUAAGGUCUCCUCUGGAUCUUUGAAAGAAGGUGAUGCUGCGUGGUUCCUUGGUGGAGAGCUGAAUGCUUCGUACAACUGUGUUGACCGACAUGCUUUUUCGCACCCUGAUCGUCCCGCCGUAAUUUUCGAAGCGGACGAGGAAUCUGAAUCUCGAACAAUAACUUAUGCAGAACUUCUACGUGAGGUCUCUCGUGUUGCAGGAGUACUGCAGAGCUGGGGUGUACGCAAAGGUGACACUGUCGCAAUCUACUUGCCCAUGACUACCGAGGCCAUUGUGGCCAUGCUGGCAGUGGCACGUCUGGGUGCAGUGCACUCCGUUAUCUUUUCUGGAUUUUCGUCAGGAUCUAUCCGGGACAGAGUUAACGAUGCUGGAUCUAAGGCAAUUAUUACCUGUGAUGAGGGACGCCGUGGGGGUCGUAUUGUGAACAAUAAGAAAAUUGUCGAUGCCGCUGUUGACAGCUGCCCCACAGUGGAAAAAAUCCUGGUUUAUAAGAGGACUGGUAACCCAGAAAUCAAGAUGGUAGAAGGAAGAGACUUCUGGUGGCAGGAAGAGGUUGAGAAAUUCCCUGGUUACAUUGCCCCUGUCCCUGUAAACUCGGAGGACCCACUAUUUCUUUUGUAUACUUCGGGAUCUACUGGUUCUCCCAAAGGUGUGGUACACUCCACAGGUGGUUAUUUGCUGGGAGCAGCAUUGACAACUCGUUAUGUGUUUGAUGUCCAGGAUGAGGAUAUUAUAUUUACUGCUGGUGACGUCGGAUGGAUUACUGGUCACACAUACUCGUUGUAUGGACCACUUGUUCUGGGUGUUCCAACCAUUGUUUUUGAGGGAACUCCUGUCUACCCUGACUACGGAAGAUUGUGGAAGAUUUGCGCCAAACAUAAAGCCACACACUUUUACAUCGCUCCUACUGCUCUUCGUCUUUUGAAAAAGGCUGGUGAAGAAGAAAUUAAAAAGUACGACUUGUCUAGACUUCGUACUUUAGGAUCUGUUGGUGAACCAAUUGCCCCCGAAUUGUGGGAGUGGUACAAUGAGAAAAUCGGAAACGGAAACUGUCAUAUUGCUGAUACUUACUGGCAGACUGAAUCUGGUUCUCAUUUGAUUGCUCCAUUAGCAGGUGCCGUUCCCCAAAAGCCGGGUGCAGCUACUGUUCCUUUCUUUGGUAUUGAUGCUUGUAUCAUUGACCCUGUUUCUGGUAAGGAACUUGAAGGCAACGAUGUGGAAGGUGUUUUAGCUGUCAAGUCCACUUGGCCAUCAAUGGCUCGUACAGUCUGGAGAAACCACGCUAAAUACCUCGACACAUAUAUGCGUCCUUAUCCAGGCUACUACUUUACUGGCGAUGGUGCCGGUAGAGAUCACGAUGGUUAUUACUGGAUCCGUGGUCGUGUUGACGAUGUUGUCAAUGUAUCUGGCCACCGUUUAUCCACUUCUGAAAUUGAAAGUGCUUUACUGGAAAAUGGCAAAGUUGCUGAAGCUGCUGUGAUUGGUAUUUCCGAUGAGCUAACUGGUCAAGCUGUUAUUGCUUUUGUCGCCUUGAAAGAUGCCACUGACUCUGAGAAUUUAGACGCUCUCAGACGUGCCUUAGUCUUGCAUGUUCGUGGAGAAAUUGGUCCAUUUGCAGCUCCUAAGUCCGUGAUUGUGGUUGAUGACUUGCCUAAGACCCGAUCAGGUAAGAUCAUGCGUAGAGUUUUAAGAAAGAUUUCUUGCCAUGAAGCUGAUCAAUUGGGUGAUAUGUCUACUUUGGCCAAUCCUGAAUCGGUAGACUCUAUAAUCGGAGCUGUUGAUAACCAGUUCUUCAAGAAGUAG